AUGUGUGUGUGCUAAAGUGUAUGUGAUCCUAGUUCCUGCGGCCAGCCCUGGGCGUCCUGGCGUCCCGUGCGAUACACGAUGAAACUAAGUGUCAGUGCCUAUCGAGCCCAUGCAUCAGCACACAAGAAAAUCCUCUCCAGCAGUAGCUAUCAGACACAGUUCAACUACGGAAGUACGGCGGCCGCUUCCAGCUCGGCUCCGACCUCGUCGGCACUGUUUUCACAGGAUAAAUGUUGACAUUGAGGUGUUAUUUGUUGGUAACCGUCUGGUGUUAGGCUCGACGGUCAGCUUGAACGGGAUUCCUUGGGCAAACGGUACGACGAUGGACCCGACGAAUCCGAGUGCAGCAGCAUCCGGAGGGGCUAUACUACCAACAUGUUCGACCAUAUCGUCCGCCAGCUCACAGAUGCACCAUCCCAACCCUCCGUUCGGUGCGAUCGGAGGUGUCGCAUCCGGUCACGGGGCCACCGGAAGUGGAUCCGGCGGCGGCGGUGGCGAUCACGCAUCAAGCCUGCUCAGUCCGACCCUACUGUCGCCGGGGACAAACACCGGCACGGCCUCGAUUGCGACCUCGCGCGACGAGGAGGAUGACUCGAGCAAUCAGGCUUCGUCGGGCAGCAAAGGUUCCGGCCAGCGGACGAAGUCGAAUCAACGAUGGAUGAAGUUGCGCACGACGGUACAAAUUUCCUCUGCCAUGCAGAAGAAACCACCUCUCAAGCGGGAGGACUCCUUUUUGAAGCGAUUCUCCACUCGUCAGAUACCGGAGGCACAGGAAACGGUGGAGGAUACCGGGUCGGAAGGUGCGACCGAUGCGGAGAAAACAGUUCGACGAAGGCGUCGCUUCGCCAAGAUUCCGCGCACGGUCGUCAAUCCGGACGAGAACUUUUAUUUCUACUGGCUCAUGAUCGUCACGAUCAGCAUACUGUACAAUCUGUGGACGUUAAUCGUACGGCAGAGCUUCCCCGAACUGCAGAGCAAUGCGAGCCGUUUCUGGCUGUCCUGUGAUUGCCUCACCGAUAUAGUAUUCAUCUUCGACGUAGCGGUACAGCUACGCACCGGCUACCUGGAGCAAGGUCUGAUGGUGUACGACUCGCGGAAGCUGGCAGGACACUAUCUACGAUCGCGCGCCUUUCUCCUAGACUUGGCGGCGCUAGUGCCGCUAGAUAUUUUACAGUUCCGGUUGGGCAGUCAGCCAAUGUUGCGCUUUCCGAGGUUUUUCAAAGUCUAUCGAGCGGUCAAGUAUUACUACAUCGUAGAGAGUCGCACCGUGUGGCCUAACCUGUGGCGUGUCGUCAACCUUAUACACAUACUCCUUAUUCUCGCCCACUGGUUCGGGUGCUUCUACUUCCUGCUGUCCGAGGCGGAGGGCUUCCAGGGCGACUGGGUGUAUCCUUACCGACCGGGCGACUAUGCCACGCUCACCCGCAAGUACCUCGGCAGUCUGUACUGGUCGACGCUAACACUCACGACCAUUGGUGACCUUCCAACACCGGAAACUAAUGCCGAACCGUCACAAUCGGCGGACGGCCCUAGAUCACUUCCCCGGCGUGGCCUCAAAUCCAGACUGCUGCAGUUCAACUCGGCUCGAGGGUACGUGUUCACGAUAGUUAGCUACCUGAUCGGUGUCUUUAUCUUCGCCACGAUCGUCGGUCAGGUGGGCAACGUCAUCACGAAUCGUAACGCCAAUCGUCUAGAGUUCGAGCGGCUUUUGGACGGUGCCAAGACAUACAUGCGACACCACAAGGUACCCGGCGGUAUGAAGCGGCGCGUUCUCCGAUGGUACGACUACAGCUGGUCCCGGGGCCGGAUACAGGGUGGGGGCGAUAUCAAUACGGCGCUCGGUCUACUGCCGGACAAGCUGAAAACCGAACUGGCCUUACAUGUCAAUUUAAGUGUGCUGAAAAAGGUGACAAUAUUUCAAGAGUGCCAGCCCGAGUUUCUGCACGAUCUGGUGCUGAAAAUGAAGGCAUACAUCUUCACGCCGGGCGACUCGAUCUGCCGGAAGGGUGAGGUCGCACGGGAGAUGUUCAUCAUAGCCGACGGCAUCCUGGAGGUGUUGAGCGAAACCGGCAAGGUGCUGACCACGAUGAAGGCCGGCGACUUUUUCGGUGAGAUCGGCAUCCUUAAUCUGGACGGGUUGAACAAACGAACAGCUGACGUGCGCUCGGUCGGCUACUCGGAACUGUUCUCGCUGUCCCGCGAAGACGUCCUGACCGCGAUGAAGGACUACCCGGAAGCACAAGAGAUCCUGCAAACGCUGGGUCGGAAAAGACUGAUGGAGGUGCGCUGCGUCAAUAAGAAGCACGCCAACAAGCACGCCGCUAAGGAACAUGCCGGUGAUCGUAGCUCAAAUACCCACAAUAACCAAGGUGAUAGUAGUGAUAAUAGUGCCUCAAAACGUAUCGUAGAUAAGCUUAGAAGUGAUGUUAAGGGACUGAAGAAUGUGCUGCGCAAGUCCAGGACCGGAACAACCAGACGUAGCAAUGAAUCGAUCGAGAUGCAGCCACUGCACGGAAACGCAACAUCGGGCGGUGGAUCGGGCGGAGCGGGCAGCGGUGGAAGCGGUGGAAGUGGUGGUAGCAAAACGCCCAAAACGAUGCUGAAGCGCAUGCCGCGUGUCAAAUCGGACGACAUACACACAGAGGACGAGGGCAAGGACAAUGACAAGGUGCCAAGCCCGAUCGGUGCCGGGCUGCCGCUGCUCCAACGACUCCGGUUGCUCAAGGAAAAACAAGAUCGCGAAGAACGAGCCGCGAAGGCGACUGCACAAAUUAUCUCACCGCCGCAUACUCACGUAACCUCUGCCAUAUCACCACAGGAAUCGAUACAGGAAGAGCCGGAACCGGAAGUGAUCGGCGCUGGGUUGCCGCUGAUGCAAAGACUGAAAUUGCUCAAAGCGAAAGAGGAUCGGCUAGCGAAGGAAAGCCAAUCGAAGCUGCAAGUGACAUCAAACCAAACAUCAAGCUCGCCGUCGAUAGUGCAGAGCAUGAGUCCGACGUCUCCCACGGUGAAAGCACCACCGAGCCCGAUCUUGAACACAACCGGUGUGGCAGGACAUCACGCCAAACCGACGAUGCGCGUGUCCUUCAAGGACCGAAUACGUAGUCUCCACCAUCAAGAUUCGAAGCAUCACGGCGAAUCGAAACAACCAUCGGUACCCGGUACGAUACACGAGACCACUGACAUGAAGCAGCAACUGCUCCAGAAUGUUGUAGCCCUCGGUAAAACAGGAACCGCGCAACAGCAGCUACAACAGCAACAUCAACCACACCAUCCCACCAAACCGUCCACAGCGCAAUCCCUCAAGGAUAAGAUACGCUCGCUGGGCCAUCUCAAGGGGGACGAUCAGUUGAAGCCCUGGUCCAAGCUGAAGUUGGCCACGGUGGUGAGUCUUGGUGGUAGUUACACGAGCCUCAACAACACCGCAUCCGAGGAAUCGCCCAUAUUGAAACAGUCAAAGCGCAACCGCCUCAAGACUUCCAUCCCGGCAGACCUCAACCUGAACUCGCUGGCUUCUAUGACACCUCCGCCUAUUUCGUCUGCGCCUCCCACGACGUCUGCGCCACCUACGUCCUUCCUGCCGAAUAAGAUCCUAUCCUGUGCGGCAGGUGAAGCAGCCUCGGUCAGUGAUAGCGAGGUGGCUAGCGGAAGCCGGCCGCAGCGAACCACUGCACCAACCACCUCGGCACGGGCCGUUUCGGCAAGAGUUCGCAUGAAACCGAAACCGAUCAAGUUGGUGUCGAGCGAACCGAAGAGCUAUCUGUCAAUAGACGAUCUAUCACCCGAAUACUGCGGACUGCCCUUCGUCAAAAAGCUUAAGAUCCUGAACGAACGCCAGAAGCUUGCCGAACUGGAGUCGGCCAUCAAGACACGCAGCCUUAGCCUCGAUUGUACUGAUUCAAACACCAGCACCGCCAGUACACACGAUCUGUUGGACCAGCUAACGAGAAGCCAGAGCGAAGGUUCCGGUAUGGCACACACGGUCCGCUCGAAGAGCGAGUCUCCCAAGCGAUCCGAUUCGAAAGGUCUGCUGCCGCUUAGCCCUGAGUCGAACGAAACGCUCGAGCGGCGCCAGCUGAAGAGCAUACUUAAGAAGCUGUCCGAGGACAAGGCAGCACUAGAACAACGCCCAAACCGCGACCUCAAGAAGCUGAUGCGAGCGCAGACGGUCGAAGGGUACGUUGCCAGACACAGCAAAUUCACCAAAAGCGUCACCUUCCAUAGGAACACACUCUCUAGCCCUCCCAGCAGUGCUGCCCAGUGUGACUCUAUUGAAGAACGUAGUCUUUUUCCCCUUCUUAGCGCACAAACGGCUCCCGGCACUACACCGGGUGUGCCGCAUUCCAUAUCCACGGUACCGCUGACAUCGUCGCUCGCUGACGACCGUCUGUCGGUGGCCACCGCCUCCAUCGAACAGGAACACGAACGCUACUAUCAGGUGCUCCACGAGGAACACCAUCAUCACGCCGAACACCACCGAGAGGAGCACCAUCAGUUCCACCGGAUAUCGCCGACGGAGCAACCGGGACCGGAUGGGCUGAAUCGACCGGUGGGCGACGAAGAUACGCGCAACGCACUCGCAGUCAUCAGCAAUGGUGACGCGCAUCGAGGCUUUCCUUACGACCCGCACGCUGAUCCGGUUAUCGAUCUCGAUCCGGACGGUACGGAUCCGACUAACAGGUCUUCACUAUCCGCCCUGGCCAACCAGCGUAAGCUGAUCAAAGGUUCGCUGGAGGAGCAAGAAUUUUUCGGCGAGGUACUGCUGGGCAUCAAGCAGGUCAUCCAAACGCAUAUGAAGGAGAUACAGGUGAAGUUUCAGGACGAGUUCUUCAAUCUGGAGCUGGAGGUAAAAAAGCGUGAUGACAUCAUAUCAAAACUGCAAAAUCGCAUCCUGGAGCUCGAGGCCGAACAACAGCAUCACGGGCUAGUGGUGCAACUACCGCCCGAACAGGGUGAUACACCUUACCACAAGUCGGCAUCAUCCGGGUCCGGCAGCACAGGGUCGUCUAAUGAGUUACCCUUCAUGCGUGGUGACUCGCUGGACACUAUAUUUGCCUCGUCUCCACACUCCGAUUCUGAUGCGCCUCGGCAACCGAAGACACGCAGCCGAAAGCCUCGCACAUCACCACGCCACCGGCAGCUGCGCAAUCGCCCCACCUGGAACGAGUCCACCGAUCAGGAUAGUUUCGAUCGUAAGGACUCACCUCCACUCGGUACGCGGCAGCAAACCGGAAACGGUACAUCCACCGGAGGAAUGCCAGGACUACCACCACCAGUACCACCGCGGCGAUUGUCCGCUACAGCAACGUCGACCACGACUGCGGUAACUAUGUCCACUACCACGGAUCGCAUUCGGAGCCCCUACCGAGAUCUGGUCAUCUCCGAACUCACUGGCAACAUCAUCUCGGACAGUGUGAUCGUUAACAUUGAAGCAACGUCCAGCUCGCAGUCCGAAUCACAGUCGGAAAACGACCAACCCUUCGGUGAGGAGAACGAGGAGGAGGAAGAGGAAGACGAUGAAGAUGGUGAGGCGAGACAACUGAUGCACAGUCGCAGUCGUCCUCGGAGGCGGGAAACGGAAGAUGACGUUGAGGAUGAUGACGACGAUGAUGAUGAUGAUGAAUGUGCUGAUGAGGCGGACUGUGGCGAAGAGCUGGAGGGCGAACUGGAACAGGAGGAGGAAGAAGAAGCAGGCAACGAAGAAGAAGAAGAGGAAGAACCGGAAGAGGAAGACGAAGAAGAGGAAGAGGAGGAGCUCAACCACAACGACUGGGAGGUGCGGAUGCUGGCGGCGGAGUUGAAGAAGCGCGAAAGCAUCAGCACCGACUUCCCGAGCGAUCUGGAAGGUGGUGGUGAUGGGUUGGUGCGCCGUCGUAGCACCCGGAAACGUAGCGACACGGACACGGACGGUAGCGACGGGACGGAGCGGGACGCAUUCGGUCGGCCCCGUGCCGCCAGCCUCGACCAGCACAAUCUGCAGCGACGGGCCGCCUUUGGACGAGCUGGCCGGGCACCGACAGUAGCGGGUCCACCGUCUACCGGUGGGCCGAGUGCGUCCCGGUCCCGGGGCGGUCUCUUCAAGGCGUUGAGCUUCGAUCGGGAUAAAGAUCGUCUCUGAGAAUUAAGGCUUCACUGUGAGGUGUGCAUGUUUACCAGCAUCACCCAGGUCGUCGUGAUCGAGUGGAACGGAAAUGGGCGCCGAAUAUUGACCAAACCGAGCGUCACCCGGAUCACGCAUGGGGAGUAAAACGGAGUCCCCCGGCACGCGCAAU
Messenger RNA from Anopheles maculipalpis, 6272 nucleotides. RefSeq lists its product as uncharacterized. Gene Ontology annotation, biological process: monoatomic ion transport; transmembrane transport. The transcript has 17 exons. The coding region runs from base 110 to 6118 and encodes 2002 amino acids. NCBI's taxonomy places the organism in Eukaryota, Metazoa, Arthropoda, Insecta, Diptera, Culicidae. Gene Ontology annotation, molecular function: protein-containing complex binding; monoatomic ion channel activity. Gene Ontology annotation, cellular component: membrane. The record is from RefSeq and is a predicted model, not a curated record.